AUGCCAGAUAUUGGACCAUUUGACUUUGGCUCAAUCGAGAGCGAUGCACUCGAUAGAGAUACAGAGAAACUUAGAAAUAUAUUGUUGGAUAGUAUAAAGGUGUUGGAGAAGAAUGGUAGUAAACAUAUUGAGAUUGUAAAGGAUAUCCUGAUGGAUAUUCAACCAAGUGAGAGAGAUCGCACCGCAAUGGAUGCAUACUUGCAAAAGAUAUCGGCACUUAGCAAUGACGAUGCGUUGGCCAUCUCAAGAAUACUAAGCCACUCACUCAAUCUUGCCAACGUUGCCGAGCAGCAUCAUCUUGUGCGCUCUGUACGUGAGGCCAAUGUCAAUGGUGAAGAGUUGAUGUUCUCUUGCGAGCAUACACUCAAGUCUCUAUUGGCUAAUGGUGUAUCACCUGACGCCAUAUACAAGGCACUCACUGAACAAUCGAUUGAGUUGGUGUUGACAGCUCAUCCAACACAAAUGAUGAGAAGGACAUUGAUCUCCAAGAACAACAAGAUCUCAGAGGCACUACUAGAACUCGAGAAACAAUUGACAGACUAUGAGAGAGCGGAAUGGGAGGAGGAGUUAAAGCGUGAGGUCAGUGGAUCUUGGUUGACGGAUGAGAUUCGUCGUAAGAAGCCAACACCAGAGGAGGAGGCACAGGGUGGUUUCUCAAUCUUGGAGCAGAACCUCUGGCAGACAAUGCCAAGAUUCAUUAGGAUCUUGGACCGCGUCGUCAAGAAGUACACGGGCAAAUCGCUGCCACUGGGCUUUGUCAACAUCCGCUUUGGAUCCUGGUGUGGAGGUGAUCGUGAUGGAAACGAUAACGUCACGGCUGAGGUCACUCAACAGGUGUGCUAUUUCUCCCGCUGGAUCGCUGCCACCCUCUUCUACCGUGACAUUGACGCCCUGCUCUUUGAUCUGUCCAUGGUCAAGAAGACCGACGACCUGGCUAAGGAGGCUGCCGAGGCCAACGAGCGUCGUCACCACAUCAAGUUAAAGUCUAUACUCACACUCUACAAGGAGUUUAGAGAGGGCAUCCCCGAGAAGGAGGCCUACCGUAUUGUGCUCGCUGAGAUCAGAGACAAGAUGUUGCUGACCAAGAAGAAGUAUGAGGACCUCAUCUCUGGUGAGACUCCAUGCCCUGAUGACGUUGUCUACGAGACCACACAAGAGGUCUUGGAUCCAUUGAUCAUGUGCUACAACUCAUUGGUUGCCGUUGGUGCUACCGAGGUUGCCAAUGGUCGUCUGCUUGACAUCAUUCGUCGUCUGAACUGCUUUGGCCUCACACUGUCCAAGCUGGACCUUCGCCAAGAGUCCACUCGUCACACCGAGGUGUUGGAUGCCAUCACCACCUACCUGGGCAUUGGUUCAUACUCUGCAUGGGACGAGGAGAAGAGAGUUGAGUUCCUCGUCAAGGAGCUGGAGGGCAAGCGACCACUGAUUCCCGUCAACUUCCCUUGCUCGGCAAGAGUGCAAGAGGUGAUCAACACCUUCAGAAUGGCAGCCACCCUGCCAAAGGAGUCGCUCGGCGCCUACAUCAUCUCGAUGUGCCAGAAGCCAUCCGAUAUCCUUGCCGUGGAGCUUCUCCAGAAGGAGGUUGGCAACCCCUCACCACAGCGAGUCGUUCCACUCUUUGAAAUGAUUGACGAUCUUGAGCGCGCACCAACGACCAUGGAGGCUCUGUUCAGCAUCCCAUGGUACAUCAAGCGAAUCAAUGGCGCUCAGGAGAUCAUGCUUGGCUACUCAGACAGUGCCAAGGAUGCUGGACGUCUCACCUCUGCAUGGCAGCUGUACAAAUCGCAGUCGAUCCUCUCCAAGCUCUCUGAGAAGCACGGCGUCAAGCUGACCUUGUUCCACGGACGUGGUGGUACGGUUGGCAGAGGAGGCGCCCCCACCUACCUGGCCAUCCAGUCCCAGCCAGGUGGCUCAAUCAAUGGCCGUCUGAGAGUCACCGAGCAGGGUGAGAUGAUUACAGCUCAUUAUGGACAGCCAGGCAUGGCCCUCAGAACACUCGAGGUCUACACAACGGCCACACUGCAACAGACACUCUUGCCACCAGGCCCUCCCAAGGCCAAGUGGGCCGAGAUCAUGGACCACCUCUCUGCAACGUCGAGCAAGAAGUACCGCUCGGUGGUGAGAGAGAACCAGAACUUUGUACGAUACUUUAGAGCCUCGACGCCAGAGCGUGAGUUGGCUCAUCUCAACAUUGGCAGCAGACCACAGAAGCGUAAUAUCAGCGGAGGAAUCGAGUCACUCCGUGCCAUCCCAUGGGUAUUCUCCUUUACCCAGACCAGACUGAUCCUGCCCGCGUGGCUCGGUGUGGCCGACGCCCUCAAGGAGGCCAAGAAGCAGGGUUGGAUGGAGGAUCUGCAGCAGAUGUACAAGGAGUGGCCAUUCUUCUCGACGACGAUCGAUCUUGUGGAGAUGGUUCUCAUGAAGACCGACCCCAACAUUGCCAUGCGCUACAAUGAUCUGCUGGUGCCAUUCGAGUUGCAGCCACUGGGCAAGGAGCUCAUCGACCUCCUGAACGAGACAGUGAGCUCGAUCCUCGCGCUGACCAACCACGAGACACUCCAACAGGAGAACAAACUAUUGCAACACUUUGUAGCAAUUCGUAGAGCCUACAUCGAUCCCAUCAACUACAUUCAAGCAGAGAUCCUCAGACGUUUGAGAUCACAACAUGUUGAUGCAUUGGACCCUAUCCUCGUGGACAUUUUGAUCAUCACAAUCAAUGGUAUUUCCGCUGGCAUGAGGAACACUGGAUAA
Acytostelium subglobosum LB1 is the source of this 2751-nucleotide messenger RNA. RefSeq lists its product as hypothetical. Gene Ontology annotation, cellular component: cytosol. The transcript has 3 exons. Gene Ontology annotation, biological process: carbon fixation; tricarboxylic acid cycle. The record is from RefSeq and is a predicted model, not a curated record. The coding region runs from base 1 to 2751 and encodes 916 amino acids. NCBI's taxonomy places the organism in Eukaryota, Evosea, Eumycetozoa, Acytosteliales, Acytosteliaceae. Gene Ontology annotation, molecular function: phosphoenolpyruvate carboxylase activity.